Messenger RNA from Hippocampus zosterae (dwarf seahorse), 2192 nucleotides. RefSeq lists its product as uncharacterized. The transcript has 11 exons. The record is from RefSeq and is a predicted model, not a curated record. Lineage: Eukaryota; Metazoa; Chordata; Actinopteri; Syngnathiformes; Syngnathidae. Bases 438 to 1031 code for a protein of 197 amino acids.
CCCCCCCCCCCCCCCUCCCGGCGCUAAAGAGAGAGGCUUGACCGAUACUGUACAUAGCGGGGCUAUAUAAAUUCGAUCCAUCCAUUUUCUAAUCCGUUUACCCUCACAAGGGUCCCGGUCCGGUAUAGCGCCAUCGUCGGUUCGGAUUUAGGUUGCAUAUAGGGUGGCGAGUGAGCUGGACUGAUCUUUGGACCGAACCCGAAAAUCCCUCGAGCGCUUUUUCGAACUUAAAACGAUGAUGCCCCGAAAGCUCCCGCAUCAUGUCGUCAUCAUUUGGCUGUGAUCAGAGUAUCGCCGAGGCGGGACUCGCCCAGGAUAGAAAGUGAAAGUAAACCGUCCGCUAGGAAGAAAAAAAAAAUGUGCGCCGCCUGGGAUGAAAGCCGACGAACUUCAUCGACGCUGCAACGCGUGUGAACCUGGAUGUGUACAGGAGCAGAAUGACAUGGAGCGCCGCCCCCUGCCUGUGUCUCAUGGUAUUCCUGAGUGUGACUAAACCUUCAGAAGAGAACUGCAAAGACUAUUUUACACAGAAGGAAUGGGAAGAUAACACGAUUAAAACGGUCUCCCUUGUGAUCACAGAGAACAAAACAGAUGUGGCGGAGUGUACUUUAGAAAGCCACUGUUUGAAAAACGAGAUGUGUCCUGUAUUCCACGACUGCUUUGACAGACCUGCCACGUCACCAAGUGAAAAGUGUAAACCUGUGCAGAUUGUUCCCGUUCACACUCAUCACUUAAUGUGCCUGUUAGCCAGAGUCGUGGAUUCCCAAAAAACUAUACAUGGCUGUGAAUAUGGUGAGUCAAGCGUUUGCCCGUUAUUUGGGGAGAGUUGGCAAGACGCAACUGCACUGCCGUCGACAGACCCAAAGAUGACAUCACAAGUUGUGUCAUCUCGGGCUGAACCGCUGCCAACAUCACGUGCAUUAUUACCAAAUUCUACGCCUGUGGCAGAAAACCGACACCAUGCUGACAAUACAGCCGCCUGUCAAGGCAAUGCUAAGUUUCCUUUGGGUUUUCUAUAUAGAUAUAUAUAGCAGAUUAUAAAAAUAAUCAAUUCCUUGUUUUUCUUUCCCCAGACAAUUUAAGCCUGACGGUGCCGUUAGUGAUUUCUUCAAUGCUUGCCGUUGUGAUGCCGUUAGCCGUUUACUUUUACAUGCGUCACCAGAUGAAGCAAGACGAGAGAGGGCCAGGAAACCAGAGUACCCGGAGAAAAGCCACGCCGGCGCGGGGAGAGCAUGCAAACUCCACACAGGAAGGUCGGAGCCGGUAUCAAACCCUGCACCUCUGCACUGUGAGGUUGGCGCGCUAACCACUCAACCAACGGACCAAUUCUUCAUGGAGAAUCAGUGACAAAAGGUAAUCAAACGGGGGCUAUCAAUGGAUUCAUUCUGAAGAUGUGGACGAUAUCAAGGUGGCUGAACCAAAAAAGCUGGAAAGGUUCCUGGAUUUUUUUUUUCAAGGACUGAAUGAAGGUGUCAGAAGAGACGGCUGGGAAAAAGUGUGCCAGACUCCAGGGGGGGUCGCUUUGAAAGAGGGAAACUUGCUCUUUGGAUUGGAACUAACUCUUUUAACACCAGCGCUGUCAUUUUUUAGACACGCCUUCCGUAUUGCAUAACAUUUGUUUUUAACAGAUCUUGUAUUGAAUCGCAUCCCAUUGGGGUGUGUGCUUUAUGUCAUGGACGGUGUUAUGUCCAAUCAUGUCGACAGUGUUGAUUUUUAUUUCUUUUAAAUGCCUCCGUUCAGCUAGCGAGGCACAUAGCAUAAAGUGAGUUGAAUUCUUGUAUUCUUUGGCAUUCGACUCGGCAUGAGUUAGAUUUGUUCUUGGUUUUACUGUUUGGUGCUUUCUACCGUCUUUGUUACAGCACUUUGUAUGCAGCGACGGCUAUUCAAAAGUGCUCCAUUAAUACAUUUGAAUUGAAUUGAAGGUAUGCAAUGAGGAAAUCUGGCAUGACAUACCGAAGCUCCUCAUUUCACUGUGUUUUCAUUAACUUUGAUGAAUGAAUGAAUGUGUUGUUCAAUAUUCAGAAAAGAUUAACAACAUAUUAUCCAGUUUCCAACGACCUAAUCUGUGCACAAAGCAUGGCCUGCGGAGCACAAAUUGCCUGUUAGAUGUAUUUUUUUUCCUGUUUGUAUUAGCAUUUGCAUUGUCAAGUCUUGUAUUACUUGUUGCAUUCAUGAAAAAAUAUAUAAUGAUA